CCCGGCCCGGCCCCACCUGCAUGUUGUCCUCGAAGCCGCCCCAUUCGGCGGCGGGGGCACCGCUCCUGCCACCGCCCGCCGCCCCCGGCGCGGCCAUGAUGCCCGUCCCGGCCCCGCCGCGCUGGCCCGGAUGGGCGGGAGCCGGAUGUGACGGCGGCCGUGGAGCCGCGGGCAGGGCCGGGAGCGCCGCCCAUCGCCCUCAUGGCGGCCCGGCGGGCCACGGACGAGAUGCGGGACCGCGUGGUGCUGGGCGAGUUCGGUGUCCGCAACGUCCACACCACCGACUUCCCCGGCAACUAUCCCGGCUACGAUGACGCCUGGGACCAGCGGCGCUUCGAGGAGGCGUUCCGCGUGGACGUGAUCCGUGAGGAAGAGGACACCCUGGAGUUCGACAUGGUGGGCAUCGACGCCGCCAUCGCCAACGCCUUCCGCCGCAUCCUGCUCGCCGAGGUGCCAACGAUGGCUGUAGAGAAGGUCUUUGUGUACAACAACACAUCCAUUGUGCAGGAUGAAAUUCUGGCUCAUCGGUUGGGCCUCAUCCCUAUCCGAGCUGACCCCCGGCUCUUUGAGUACAGAAACCAAGGAGAUCAGGAAGGCACUGAAAUUGAUACUCUGCAGUUUCAGCUGAAAAUCAAAUGCAAACGAAACCCUCAGGCUGCCAAGGAAUCAUCUGAUCCCGAUGAACUCUAUUUCAAUCAUAAAGUGUACAGUAAACACAUGACAUGGGUGCCCUUGGGGAAUCAGACAGACCUUUUUCCAGAUGCUGACUUCCGACCUGUUCACGAUGACAUCCUCAUUGCACUGUUGCGACCCGGACAGGAAAUAGAUGUGCUUAUGCACUGUGUCAAGGGAAUAGGUAAGGAUCAUGCCAAGUUUUCUCCUGUGGCCACAGCCAGCUAUCGACUGCUUCCUGACAUUACUCUCCUGCAGCCUAUUGAGGAUGAGGCAGCUGAGACAUUGCAGAAGUGCUUUUCCCCUGGGGUCAUUGAGAUCCAGAAUAUCAAUGGAAAAAAGGUGGCAAGAGUAGCCAAUGCACGUCUGGACACAUUCAGCAGAGAAGUUUUCCGACACGAGGGUCUGAAAAACCUCGUGCGCCUGGCAAGAGUACGGAACCAUUACAUCUUUUCUGUGGAGUCGACGGGUAUCUUGCCUCCAGAUGUGCUGGUGAGUGAAGCCAUCAAGAUCCUGAUGGGAAAGUGUCAGCGUUUCCUCAAUGAGCUGGACUCUGUGUCUAUGGAGUGACCAGGCUGUAGCUGGGAAAGCAGAAACCUGAAUUGCUGUUCUGGGCUUCCUGCACUUGCCUCUAGGGGAAUUCCUCUUCCAUAGGCAGGAGGCUUGUUAGGAGCUUGCCAGGAGUCCAAGGACUAUCUCCGGAUUUUUCUAUUGGUAAUGAAACGCAGUGAGACGAUGCACUGAAAUAAAGGUUCAUUUUUUUAAAA
Molecule: messenger RNA, 1439 nt
Organism: Agelaius phoeniceus (red-winged blackbird)
Lineage: Eukaryota; Metazoa; Chordata; Aves; Passeriformes; Icteridae
Gene: POLR1C
Product: RNA polymerase I and III subunit C
Biological process (GO): DNA-templated transcription
Cellular component (GO): RNA polymerase I complex; RNA polymerase III complex
Molecular function (GO): protein dimerization activity; DNA binding
Source: RefSeq, a predicted model, not a curated record